Leucoraja erinaceus (little skate) is the source of this 2786-nucleotide messenger RNA. RefSeq names its product chromobox homolog 4 (Pc class homolog, Drosophila) (gene cbx4). The transcript is spliced from 5 exons. Lineage: Eukaryota; Metazoa; Chordata; Chondrichthyes; Rajiformes; Rajidae. Gene Ontology annotation, biological process: negative regulation of DNA-templated transcription. The record is from RefSeq and is a predicted model, not a curated record. The coding region runs from base 422 to 2056 and encodes 544 amino acids.
CAUACAAGGCUGCGUCUUGCCCGUAUUUGGUGCUGUACUUAGAUUCUCAGACCCCGGGCGGGGCCGCGCUGAUUGACAACCCAAGCUCCUGACGCCACAGCGUUGUGUUGCUGCGUUUUUUUUUUCGCGUUGCCGUCUCUGCUGCAGAGAGAGAGAGAGAGAGAGAGGGAGAGGGAGAGCGAUAGAGCAGAGAGAUCUCCCGACUGCCGAGUCGGGAACCGAAAAGACUGGGGAGGAGGGAAAGGAGGAGGGGGUGAAAAAGAGCCCCGCUCAGUUAAAAAAAAAACAACAAAACCAGAGCCAAAAGCAGAAGCAGGGAAAGUAAAGCGGGAGGCAAACGACAAGGCGGAGAGCGUCCCCGGUGAAGCGAUCUCCAACCCGGGGAAGGUCAAGCGGCGUCAGUCCAGCUCCUCGCAUCGAUAUGGAGUUGCCAGCCGCGGGGGAGCACGUAUUCGCCGUGGAGAGCAUCGAGAAAAAGCGCAUCAGGAAGGGAAGAGUCGAAUACCUGGUGAAAUGGAGGGGAUGGUCUCCCAAAUACAACACGUGGGAACCUGAGGAGAAUAUCCUCGACCCUCGACUGCUCCUGGCUUUCCAACACAGAGAAAGGCAUGAACAGUCGAUGGGUUACCGUAAACGAGGGCCUAAACCCAAACACCUACUGGUUCAGCUGCCAGCUUUUGCUCGACGUUCAAAUGUCCCUUCAGAAUUACAGGAUACUUACGUCGAAGAUGAACGAUCAAAGAAUGACAUCCAGCAACAGACCUUCAAACGUAAAUAUCAAUUGAACAGUCAAAAGCUUCAUCAGUACAAACCCUGUAACACAGAGGAACAACGCCAACACCAGGUCACCAAACAUUAUUACCAACUCAACAGCAAGAAACAUCAUCAUUAUCAGCCAGACAUUAUGUAUUCCAAUCAGCAAGCUGAUUGCCAUAGGAGUGAAUCUGAAUUAAACCAGGAGCAACAUCAGUCUACUCACGAACAGGAAGCAUUGCACAGUUUAACGAAGAGUGGAAGUCAUACUCGUGUUGUAGGUUCGGAGAAGCCAGUGAUCAAGGAAAUGGAAUUGAAAUCUGGAAAUGGGCCAGAAAUAGCCAAGGAAAGCGUGAAAAACAAUGGCAUGAAUGGUAGAAUGAAGAUAGUGAAAAAUAAAAACAAAAAUGGUAGGAUAGUAAUAGUAAUGAGCAAGUACAUGGAUAAUGGGAUACAGUCGACUAAAGAUAAGCAUAGUAAGAGUGGGGAUGGAGGGAAUGAAUCAGUGGCAAGCAAGACUGGAGAACGAGAGUUAUGGAUAGUCAAGAAUGGUCAUGGCAAAGGUUCAGCGGUCGAGGAGAGAGCAGAGAAGGUCAAGGAUAAUAAAGUCGAAAAUGGGCGGAAAGACGCAAUAAUGGCUAUUAAUGAAAACAAAAAGGCAGAGGAUGAAAAGAAUGGUCACGUUUCAACUGUGGUGGUUAAAGAGAAAGCUGUUUCAGCACAAAAUAAAAAUUUGAAUGGGGAGGCCGCUGGCACAGAAAGAGAUGAAGCGGCUAAUAUGAAAGAGUUGAGAAGUCAAAAGGAUCAGUACCCCAUGGACCAGAGGCAAUGUGAAAAACCAAAUACAAUGCGAUGGUCCUGUGAUUCAGAAGACCCCAGUAGGGAUGGGCUUUACUCCAAUUUGCCCCAUUCCAGAAAGCGCUAUCUGUCGGAACCCAUUGUGGACAGUGAGGCCAAAAAGCCAAUGACGUGCAGAAGUAUCAGUGUCCCAGGCAGUGCGGUCCAACUGGAGCAAGAGGACCUGAUCGAGACGGAGGCAGUCGAUGGCUAUCGACAUGUGGGAAUGGAUGGAAUUUUGGACUCAAAUCCCGAACAGCCAAUUGACCUGAGCUGCGUCAAAUCCAGGCCGGUGCCUCAGACAGCGACAGCACAACCGGUGGAAGUCGAGGAGAAAGAAGAAGCAGCAAAGGGGGAGAAGCAAUAUCCCUGGACGGGACUGAAACCUUACCUGGGAAAUCUGAUCAUCACAGAUGUCACAGCAAACUGCCUCACAGUUACAUUCAAGGAAUAUGUAACUGUUUGAAGGAGACUUAACCCAGUCCUGGAAUUCAUGUAGAGAUCUUUCGAGUGAAUGCACUCUUUAUCCCAAAUCGUCAUUCUUUAAAUUGAACAGCUUAUAUGUAUGAAAAUGUAUUUAUAAAUAGGCACAUUUAAUAUGUAGAAGUAAAUAUGUUUCUAAAGCCAGACUGGAUUAACUGGCAGUAAAGGACACUCUAGAACAUGCUUUCUUAAAUUUGGAUUUUUAAUUUUUUUUAAGCAAAACUCUAUGAUCUGACACUUAUUUACUAAAACCAUAUUAAAAAUGUUUGAUACAUUAUUUCAUUUUUUAAUUAUCUAUUAUGACUAAUAUUUGUGAUAAUAUGUGUGCUAUUUAAAUGUGCAGAUGCCUUGUAUUUCCUGUCUGUUUGAUAUUUCCAAGGCUGAUGGGCUUGUGCUGCUAUUAUAAAAUUGUAUUUUUUUUGUGCUUGAAUGUAAAUAUGUGAAAACGCCUUUAAUUCACUGUUGCAAUAGUGCGACAGUUAGUAAUAUAAUGGAAGAAUGUUGAUAUUCUGUUUUGUACCCAAGGCACGCCAUUUUUGACCUGGCGUUUAUUACUACCAGCUGAACGGUGAAUAGAAAUUCUAAGAAACGAAUAUGAGUCAUAUUGCUAAUUUGUGACGCUCAUUGUAAAAUUAAUAUGCAGUCGUUGUGAAGUUACUCCCCCGAGGACUCUGGUACUGUUUCUCAGUGAGUAAAAUAAUGAAUGUCUGGAG